UCCACUCACCCUCCACCCUUCGCCAUUAUCAUCAUCUUUUCCACUCCAUAUAUCUUCUUCUAGGGUUUUCUCCCUGCACAUAACCCUCUUCUUUCUCAUUUUUGCACAAUAAAGGGUUGCAUAUAUAGCUUUAGCUUUCAAGCUAGAAAGACAGCAGAUCAAGUGAGAUAACUUCGAAGAUCUCUCCGAUCCCCACCAUACAGCAAUAUAAUCAAGAAAUCAUAAAGAUCAGACAAGUUUGGUAGAUCUGGCAAUGGGGGAUUGCAGGUGACAGAGCAGACAGAUUAGUUUGUGUAGGAAACAUAGAUAAAAUGUUCCAUCAAUUUGGAUGAGUUCUAUGAUUAUUAAUGCAGAGAUAAAGUCUAGUUUCGCGGAACUUUGCAGGGCGAAUGUCGGAUAUCACCUCACCAUAAAGUCUUAGAAACCGGAAGCCGGAUAUGAAAAUAUAGUGUGUUGCAUCAUAGAUAUAUACAAAGGAUAUGUCUUUUUCUUCUUCUCCUUCCUCUUCAAGUUCCAGCAGCUAUUCAAACCCUCCUUGCGCGGCCUGCAAGUUUCUGCGGCGGAAAUGCCUGCCGGACUGCAUCUUCGCGCCGUACUUCCCGGCGGAGGAGCCGCAGCAGUUCGCCAACGUCCACCGGAUCUUCGGCGCCAGCAACGUCGGCAAGACGCUAAGCGCCAUCCCGCCGCACCAGCGGCAAGACGCCGUGAACUCCCUCGCCUACGAGGCGGAGGCGCGUACAAAGGACCCCGUUUACGGCUGCGUAGCCGCCAUCUCCGUGCUGCAGCGCCACGUCAUCCGCCUCCAGAAGGAGCUGGACGACGCCAACGCCGAUCUGAUGCGAUACGCCACCGCAAAGCCCCUUCCCCAUCAUCAUCAGGGAUAUCCGGGAAUGGAAUUUGUGACGAUGAAUCAAACGGCGGCGUAUCGUGAUAAUAAUCAACAGAGGGCUUCCGAUAAUGAGUUUGGAAUGCCACCUCCGGCCGCCGGUGAUCGGUCGCCGUAUUACCCUGAGGUGGUAGAUGCUGAUUGUUGAAUUUAUUCAAUUCCAUGAAUUGAAUCUCUAGAGCUAUAUAUAUGUGUGUGUAUAUACAUAAACAUGUAUAUGUAUACAAGGCUCCAGUUUUAAGGAGCUACGUACAUAUAUAUGUGUUGUCAAUAUAAUGUUGUGGUCCGUACUAGUUCUGAAUGUUCCCACACAGUUAUGGGAGGAGUUCUACUACAUGAACUCUCAUUUUAUACUUUUAUCACUUUUACCGCUUGAAGUGGCAAGAUAUAAUAAGUUAUUUUCA
Ipomoea triloba (trilobed morning glory) is the source of this 1290-nucleotide messenger RNA. Its product is annotated as LOB domain-containing protein 25-like. The record is from RefSeq and is a predicted model, not a curated record. The transcript has 3 exons. Bases 480 to 1034 code for a protein of 184 amino acids. NCBI's taxonomy places the organism in Eukaryota, Viridiplantae, Streptophyta, Magnoliopsida, Solanales, Convolvulaceae.